This is a messenger RNA of Betta splendens (Siamese fighting fish), 5139 nucleotides long. It is a transcript of the gene tiam1b, whose product is annotated as TIAM Rac1 associated GEF 1b. Gene Ontology annotation, molecular function: protein binding; guanyl-nucleotide exchange factor activity. Gene Ontology annotation, cellular component: plasma membrane; cytosol; synapse. Gene Ontology annotation, biological process: small GTPase-mediated signal transduction; activation of GTPase activity; positive regulation of axonogenesis. Lineage: Eukaryota; Metazoa; Chordata; Actinopteri; Anabantiformes; Osphronemidae. Bases 382 to 5127 code for a protein of 1581 amino acids. The record is from RefSeq and is a predicted model, not a curated record. The transcript has 27 exons.
ACCGAGACGCUGUGGUCGCUGCAGACGGGCGUCUGGCGUCAAUUAAUCCAGUCAGACGUGCGUAAUUGGGGGAUGGACGCAGCCACGUAGCCUGAGUCACGGCGGACACUCGACGGGGUGAACCUGCAUGUUCACAUAUCUCUAUUUCUAAGCCUGCGCAUCCGGCACAGGGGACGCGGUGACGCACGCCGCGUCCCUUCAGCAGGCGCGUCGCUCAGCAUGCACGGGGAGAAAGGAUGCGCGGCGUCGCACGCGCGCCUCGGAGGUGUUGUCGUCUCCACAGAUCCUCCUGGACUGUUCCAGCAGCUGAAGAAUCAAACUGCCAGAGGAUGCGCUGACAAAAUGAUGGUAAAACUACUACAGUCUCACAGCCUCUGAAUCAUGGGAAACGUGGAGAGUCAGAACGGGGACCAUGCCCUCUGCGGUAACGACCGUGGCUACUUGUCACGAAAGCAAAUGUCUCGGUCUCUGCGCGUCUCCAACAAGCAGCCCAGACGCUCUCGAUACGCUUCGUCUGGGAAAAUAGAGCACAGGAACUCUGAGACCAGCACCCGCUCCAGUAGCACCCCCAGCAUCCCACAGUCCCUGGCCGACAACGGCCUGGAGCCCUUCAACGAGACAAAUGUCCUCCCAGACUUUGGAAGCCCCAUCUGGGUGGACCGUGUUGCCAUGAACCUGAGGCCCGUGUCCUUUCUCAAUGAGCUGGCCAGUCCGUCAGUCCACAUAACCCUACCAGGCCCAACUGCAGAGGAGGUGCAGGAUGCGGAGGAGUACCUGGGUGAGGUGACGUACCUCCAGAAAACCCGGGACGGCUCCAAGGAAGCCGUCGGUUUCAAGAAGAAGAGGUCCAAAUCUGCAGACAUGUGGCGGGACGACAGCUUGGAGUUCUCCCUGUCCGACCUCAGCCAGGAGCACCUGACCAGCACGGAGGAGAUCAUCGAACCGGUGGACGACAGACGCUUCACUGGCUGCAAAGGCCACCUGCAGUCCAGCCCCACCGACUCCACGGACCGGGCCAACUCCCUGGACGAGCUGUACAGCCAGAAGAGCCCCCCCCGCCGGCAGCCCCACGCCCGCUACGCCAACUGGCACGGAGCCAACCGGACCGUCAGGGAGGGCGAGGACGACAAGAUGCUCUCUCCGUCCGAGGAGGACGGGAACCCCUACGGCGCCUACACCCUUCCCUGCCGGCGCUCCCACUGCCUGUCCGAGGGCCUGAGCGGCCACCAGGCUGCCGUGUGUGCCAGUAUGCAAGGCAGGAGGGCGCAGACCAUCCAGGAUGUCACCGCCGGCGAGGGCAGCGAGUACGAGGACAGCGGCAUCGGCGGCCUGAGCGCCGAGGCGGAGCACCAGUCCCGCCGCUACAAGACCAUGUCGGCGUCCUUCUCCAUGUGCUCGGCGCACGGCCGCGGCCUGUUCGCCGGCAGCGACAGCGGCAGCAGCAGCGGGGGCGGGGCCAGCGAGUGCGCGCAGGGCGUGUACGAGAACUUCCGCCAGGAGCUGGAGAUGAGCUCCUGCCAGACGGAGAGCCCCGAGGAGGCGGGCUCGGCCCUCAGCGACGAGCAGAGCACCAUGAGCUCGGCCUACCAGACCGACCCGCUGCUCGGCGCCACCCAGGGCACGGUGCGCAAGGCCGGCCGGCUCGCCGUCAAGAACUUCCUGGUGCACAAGAAGAACAAGAAGGUGGAGUCGGCCACCAGGCGCAAGUGGAAGAGCUACUGGGUUUCCCUGAAAGGUUGCACCCUGUUCUUCUAUGAGACCGACGGCCGAUCGGUGAUAGACAACAACAGCGUUCCCAAGCAUGCCAUCUGGGUGGAGAACAGUAUAGUGCAGGCUGUGCCGGAGCAUCCCAAAAAGGACUACGUCUUCUGCCUGAGCAACUCCCUGGGAGAUGCUUUUCUCUUCCAGACCUGCAGCCAGACGGAGCUGGAGAACUGGAUCACGGCCGUGCACUCGGCGUGCGCCACCGCGGUCGCCCGCCAGCACCACCGGGAGGACACGGUGCGGCUGCUCCGGGCCGAAAUCAAGAAGCUGGAGCAGAAGAUCGACAUGGACGAGAAGAUGAAGAAGAUGGGGGACAUGCAGCUGUCGGCCGUCACCGACACCAAGAAGAGGAAGACCAUCCUGGAUCAAAUCUUCCUGUGGGAGCAGAACCUGGAGCAGUUUCACAUGGACCUCUUCCGGUUCCGGUGCUACCUGGCCAGUCUUCAGGGAGGAGAGCUGCCCAACCCCAAACGCCUCCUGGCCUUCGCCUCCCGUCCCACUAAGCUGGCGAUGGGACGACUGGGCAUUUUCUCAGUCUCUUCCUUUCAUGCACUGGUGGCGGCUCGCACAGAAACAGGAGUGAGGCGUCGCGCUCAGGCCAUGUCUCGGUCCUGCAGCAAACGCAAGAGCCGGUUCUCCUCCCUCUGGGGCCUGGACACUACCUCAAAGAAAAAGACUAAAGCCCAUCCCACCAUCAACCAGGUGUUUGCUGACGGGGAGAAGCCAGCGAAAGCGUCCGUAGAUGGAAUAUAUGUCAAUACUUCUGAGAAACAUGCAAAAAGCGAGGACGGCGCCGUGAAAAGCCUCCCCAGCACCGACAGCGACAUCUGGGUCCCGGACCACCUCACCCCUUCGUGGGUGUGUCUGCCCAACGACCAGCCGGUGCUGACCAUCAUCCAGCCCGGGGAGUCGGCGCUGUGCGUCCUGGAAACCAUCUGCAAGGCUCAUCAGCUCGAUCCCACAAAACACUACUUGCGUCUCAAAUUCCUGAUUGAAAACCAGGUGCAAUUCUAUAUUCCCAAACCAGAGGAGGACGUGUGCGACCUGCUUUACAAAGAAAUUGAGCUCUGCUCCAAAAUAACGAAAGUGAUCCAGUUUGACAGAGAUGAAUCCUGCAUGAUUGGUUACGGUUUCUCCAUUUCAGUGGUGGAGGAGGAUGCAGUACAGCAGCUCUACAUCACUGAUGUGAAGGCGGGCGGAUUAGCCUUCGCCAAAGGUCUGAAUGCAGGCGAUGAAAUCCUGCAGCUGAACGGAAAGGACUCCCGCAGCCUCAACUUCUCUGACAUGAAGGCGGCGUUCGCUCAGGCCUCGCUGGCUUUGACGGUGAACACCCUCCCCCCCGUGGACCGCCGUCAGCUGUGCUACCUGCCGCCGCGGCGCUCGGACGCCGAGGACGACCUGUACACCGACAUCUUCUCACAGAGCCAAGAGGAGAUCCUGGACGACGGCGUGGGACUGUUGCUGGAGAGCUCGGGGGACAGCCUGGAUGACGACCUGGACAUCUUCAGUGACUUUGAUGAAUGCAGGAAGAGCACAGAACAGGUCGCCGCUUUCUGCCGCAGCCUCCAUGACAUGAAUCCCUCCGAGUGCGUGUCCUCGUCGCCGAGCCCCGACUCGCCCUUCCCACCUCCUGCUACUCUCCGGCAGCUCUCCGACGCGGACAAGCUCCGCAAAGUCAUCUGUGAACUGGUGGAGACGGAGCGGACCUAUGUCAAAGACCUUAAUUGCCUCAUCGGGAGAUAUUUAACCCCCCUCCAGAAGGAGACCUUCCUCACUCAGGAUGAGUUGGACGUUCUCUUUGGGAACUUACCAGAAAUGGUGGAGUUCCAAGUCGAGUUCCUCAAGACCCUGGAAGAUGGGACGAGACUGGUUCCAGAUCUGGAGAAGCUGGAACGAGUGGAUCAGUUUAAGAAAAUCCUGUUCUCGCUCGGAGGCUCGUUCCUCUACUAUGCAGAUCGAUUCAAAAUCUACAGUGCUUUCUGUGCCAGCCACACCAAAGUCCCCAAGGUCCUUGUGAAGGCAAAAACGGACUCGGACUUCAAGGCCUUCCUGGAUGAGCGCAACCCCAAGCAGCAGCACUCGUCCACGCUGGAGUCGUACCUGAUCAAGCCCAUCCAGCGGGUGCUGAAGUACCCGCUGCUGCUCAAGGAGCUCUACUCGCUCACCGACCCCGACAGCGAGGAGCACUACCACCUGGACGUUGCCAUGAAAGCCAUGAACAAAGUUGCCAGCCACAUUAACGAGAUGCAGAAGAUCCACGAGGAGUUCGGGGCCGUGUUCGAUCAGCUGAUCACCGAGCAAAGCGGUGAAAAGAAGGAGGUUGCUGACCUGUCAAUGGGCGACCUGCUGCUCCACACUAACGUGACCUGGAUCAAUCCUCCCACCUCCUUAGGGAAAUGGAAGAAGGAGCCUCAGUUGGCCACUUUUGUAUUCAAAACAGCAGUGGUCUUCGUUUGCAAGGACGGUUCCAAGCAGAAAAAGAAAAUGGGCGGCUCCCACAGAGCGUCCGUAUCCGCCGAUGACAAAGACCCUUUCCGAUUCCGCCACAUGAUUCCGACUGACACCCUUCAGGUCAGAUCUUUGGCCAAUGCAGACGGCGAGAGCGCCGCCGUGUGCGAGAUCGUCCACACAAAGUCUGAGUCCGAGGGCCGUCCGGAGAGGAGCUUCCAGCUGUGCUGCAGUUCUCCAGAGGGCAGAAAGGACUUCCUGAAGACGGUCCACUCCAUCUUAAGGGAGAAGCACCGCCGGCAGCUCCUGAAAACCGAGAGCCUGCCGCUCAGCCAGCAGUACGUGCCCUUCGGAGGAAAGCGACUGUGCGCCCUGAAGGGAGCCCGUCCCGUCAUAAAUAGAGCAGCAUCCGCCCCAACAAGGACUCUGGGCAGGAGGAAGCUUGUGCGCAACCGCUUCACUAUCGACACAGACAUUGUUUUUGAUGGAGAUGUCGAGCAGGACCUUGCUUCACCACAAGAGCCCGACCCGAGUCUGCAGCAGCAGCAGCAGCAGCAGCAGCACGGCGGUCUGGAGCAGCAGAGCCAGUCUGAGCUGGGAGGAGACACCGACCGCUGGGUGGAGGAGCAGUUUGACCUAGAGGGGUACGAGGACCAGGAGGAGGUGAAGGAGACGGACAUCCUGAGCGACGACGACGGCGACGAGCUCCGCCACACGCCCGCGGCCGCCUCCGCCGAGGCCGAACUGGAGGCCCCGGUCAUGGCCUUGUCCCUGCACGGCGAGGAGACGGGCCGGAGCGGGAGCCUCGAGUCCCCGGGGGACAGCGAGAGCGCCGAGGAGGCAAAGCCGCCCGGUGACGCCGCCGAAAACCCAACGCUUUGUGAGGAGGACAAGGUUUGGGUGAGAAGAGAGUGAUGGGAGGAGGCC